Messenger RNA from Lucilia sericata (common green bottle fly), 2475 nucleotides. Its product is annotated as chorion peroxidase. The transcript has 12 exons. NCBI's taxonomy places the organism in Eukaryota, Metazoa, Arthropoda, Insecta, Diptera, Calliphoridae. Gene Ontology annotation, molecular function: peroxidase activity; heme binding. The record is from RefSeq and is a predicted model, not a curated record. Gene Ontology annotation, biological process: response to oxidative stress. The coding region runs from base 258 to 2399 and encodes 713 amino acids.
ACAAAUUUAUUCGUUCUGUAAUCUCAAACAGUGUGGACGUGUCAAUUUGAUCGAUUUUAACCAAUCAACGUUUUGUUACAUUAACAUAUUGAUUUCACUAAAUGUGCAAAAUUUUAACAACAAUAACAAAAUUGGGUGUAAACAUUUUCUACGCGCAAAAAUUAAUUAAAAUUAUUAAUCUGUUCACUUAACACUUAACGAGUAAAAGAUUAAAAAUAAUAAAAACAAUAGUGUAAAAUAAACACAUUAAAAGCAAAAUGUUUGCAAAACAUGUAAGCUUUGCAAUAUUUUUUGUCAUCAAUUUAUUUUGUUGUAAAAUAUUUGCCAAUAAUUUUGUACAAUUUAAAUUCGAUCCUAUAGUCAUAAGUAAAUUUGAGGUGGAUACACUUAAUUCAAUAACUCCACUUGAAUGGUUGGAAUUUGUAAAACGAGGCCGAGAAUCCAAUGAGCAGGAAAAAAGUUUGGAAGCAAAUCUUGUUGCCUCAAAUGUUAUUGUUAAAAAUGGAACAAUAUCUCAUAUUCAGCUUUUAGAAACGCUGCCAAGUGUUGACGCUCAACAAGAUAGUCAGGUAGCAGAUGAAAUUUUAAAAUCCUGUUUAUAUAUUUAUAAUACUAAAUGCGCUCCUCAAAGUAUUUCCGGGGAACAUUGCGAAACUAUACUGAGUAAUAUUGAUCUCCCGAGAGAUAGUGAACUCGCCCACAAAUGUCAAAGUAUAGUAAAUAAUCGAAAUAAUGGAGACUAUCCGUUAAGGCGCCUGUUGCCACGUCAUUAUAAAGACGGUUUCUAUAAGAUGUUCUCGGAUACUAUGGUUCAACCGCUUGCAAUUAGCCAUGCACUUGGUGGAAAUCCAACAAAAGAUAAAAGAGAAUUUGUAGAUGACUUUCAAAGAAAUUUGGCUGUGGUGCAAUGGUCACAAUUUGUAGCUAAUGAUUUGAAUAAACCUGUGGUCACAACAAUGAGUAAUGGGUCUCCAAUUGAAUGUUGUAAUAUGCAAAAUUAUAAACUUUCACCACGUUAUCACCACCCGGCUUGUGAGCCUCUGAUAAGUAAAGAUAAUAUAAAUCGUUAUGGCCCCGAUACCUGCUUGAAUUACGUACGUAGCGCUUUGGCAAUAGGGAACAAAUGUACUUUUGCAGCUCCAGAACAGUUGAAUCAAGGUACAGCUAAACUUGAUUUAUCACAAUUAUAUGGUUUUAACGAAAAGUCUCAAAAACGCAUGCGUUUACAUCAACAAGGACUUCUUAAAUCCACUAGUUUUGGGAAAUCAGAAGAUGCAUUAUUGCCAAUGGCUGCAGAAGACACUAAUUGGUUUUGUGCAUUGAGUCCGGAUGAUCGAGAAAAUUCGACUUGCUUUAUGUCUGGAGAUUCUCGCGUUAAUAGUAAUCCUUUCGCCAUUAUAAUACAUACACUAAUGAUGCGUAAUCAUAAUCGUAUUGCCAAGGAUUUGAGUCUUCAACACCCAGAUUGGCGAGAUGAUCAAUUAUUUAAAAAGGCUAAAUCCAUUAAUAUUGAUAUUUAUCAGCGAAUAGUUCUUAAUGAAUGGUUGCCAGUUAUUUUGGGCACAUCGAUGGCCAACGAAAUAAACAGGAUUAAAAAUGAAGCAAACAAAUUUCGUAAUGUAAAUAAUGAAUUAGUUCAUCAAAUAUCUAAUGAGUAUGCAGUGGCCGCAUCGAGAUUCUACCUUUCGAUGAUGCCGAAUGAACUUCGUAAUUAUGAAAUCGAUACAAGAUCUGAAUCCUAUAAGGAUGAGGGUGGUAACAACAUUGAAACCAAUAUAUUUUCUCUGAAAGAUGAAAUUUACUCCCCUAGCAUUGAGUACACAUCCGAUAAACUGGAUCAAAUUUUAUAUUCACUAUUAAUGCAGCAGGCUAUGAAAAUGGAUGCCAGUUAUGUUGAAAGUUUGACUUCUGAUUUGGCUAAUAAUAAACGACCCACACAUUCCGAUAUAUUAGCGUUUGAUAUACAGCGUGGCCGGGAUCAUGGAUUGCAGCCAUAUUUUAAAUAUUCAGAAAUAUGCAAUAAUGUAAAGAUAAACGAUUGGAAUGAUUUACAAAAAUUUAUAAACCCUGGGGAUUUAAAUAAAUUAAAAAACGCCUAUUCCAGCUGGCGUGAUAUUGACUUAAUUGUUGGAGGUAUUUCUGAAAUGUCAGCGAAGAAUGCGACAGUGGGACCUACGUUUCAAUGCAUUAUAGGUGAACAAUUUUCAAAAUUAAGCCAAUGGUAUCAAAGUGAAAUCGAUCAAAAUGAUUUGGAUUUAUCAAAAUGGAAAACUAUAUCAGCUGUUGAUCUACUUUGCCUUAAUUCAAACCUCCAACGAGUGCCUCUAAAUAUAUUUAAAAUUUCAUCCAAAACAAAUCCAAUGGUUGAAUGCACGGAAUACUUAAAAAAAUUUAAUUAAAAAUAAUAAUUACUCUAAAUUUAAUUUUUUUUAAUAUGUAUUUAGUUUUUUUUUAUUAAAUAAAAUGUUAAUUUUU